Molecule: messenger RNA, 2153 nt
Organism: Exophiala oligosperma
Lineage: Eukaryota; Fungi; Ascomycota; Eurotiomycetes; Chaetothyriales; Herpotrichiellaceae
Exons: 3
Coding region: 436-1623 (395 amino acids)
Source: RefSeq, a predicted model, not a curated record
GAGUAUUUCGCCAACCCUACUCUGUAUGUACGCCAGACAGCCCAUCAAACCAUGGAUUAAUAUUAAUCCGGCUAUGCUUAGCGUACUCACCUUGCUGCCUCGCCUCUUCCCACACAGCGGUUGCCAUUCACAAAGACUGCACCACGGGGCACCAGGGACAUAGGUUUGGGUCCCUUUGAGCGCCGCUGGCAUUAGCCACGUUCCAGCUUGGCGUGAAGGACGCGUCAGCACAGACUUGGCGAGCUGAUUUGGCGACGGCAAGUAACUGAAGCAGAUUCAAUCCAAGCUUUCAGCUGACUAAAAGGCCAAUGCAAAUUGAUUGUGGCGCCAAGCAAUAGUCACGUGACCAACUGCGUUCAUUGUUCUUCGGCUGGUCACCCAACGUUGCGGAAGCUUGCCUGUGAACAAACCACUGGUAAAGUCGGCUGAAAUAAGAUGCAAUUUAUCGAAUCGUACGUGUCCAACAAUCAAGGCCUCCGGCUUGGCGUCGUCGGCUUCCUCGCUAUCCUAGGAGAAGGUUCCGUAGAUACAAUUGCCCAAGUCGCUACGCUAAGCUAUCUCAUCUACCUCCCUCGCCUCAUUCCUGCGCCGCAGAUCUUCAUUAGACCUUCGCGGCCGGAGAAAUUUCAGACCACUGCUGGUGCAAAAGUAAUCGGUGUCCAUUCGGGUAAUACUGGAGAAGAUAUUCACCAUGUCGCCCACGCCUUGCACCGCGGAGACAAGUUGAACGCCAACACUGUCAGCUGUAUCCGGGUGAAGGAAAAUGACAAGCCUCGUCCAUCGAUCAACAGAUUUGGUCCAUUAGCAUUCCUGGCCAUUUUGGGAACGGCAUUGACUUGUGCCUUGUUGGGGCUGUCGAUUCACUACGAGGACGGCAUGUCAUUGUUGGCUACUCUUCUGCUUUCUGCUCUGAGUACCGUUACUGGUGUUGCCAACAAGUGGAAACCGACACCAAAUGACCCCAAGCCCGACCCUCAUUCCCCGCCUGGGAACGUUGUCAUCAAAUAUCCCCAGGGAGCCUUUAUCGUGGUGUCGUGCCAGGAGCGAACCGCCCGCUACCUCUAUUUCAACUCUAGCGAGCGAUGCAUUUAUUCUGUCAAGAGUACGGCCAUCUACAGAGGACUCUCUUUGAUUUCAACCUUGUUACUCAUGGGUGGAGUUAUUUGCUUGGGCAAUGCUCGCAUCGAAACACAGACGGCAUUUGCUGGGUCCUAUAUGCUUAUUAGCAUCUUCUACUGGAUUGGCGCUGCUUUGCCUCCUGCUCAACACUGGGACCUUUCCCGGUUCGAGGUCGAACACAUUGAAGUUUCCGGGGGCACUCCCCCUAGAAACGCAAGGGUCGACAAUUACUCACCGACCUACACAGAAGCUUUGUGGAAAGCAAUUGCCGUCACAGGAACUAGCAACUGGGUCAAAGAUGCCGGUUGGGCGCCCAGAACUCCAGCUUGGAAUGACUGGCUUCAUGAAGCCGAGGAAGCAGCGCUCGGUGAACCCUUGAAGUCGAGUGCGAAAAUGGUUGAUGGGAAAGCAGUCGAGGUCUGGACGAUUCGCAAUUGGGACGGUAGAAAUGCCUUGUCAACUCUGCUACGAUCGACGACGGACAAAAUCCAGGCCAAAAAUUAAAGCUGUGACAAUUUUAGAAAUACUGAACACACAAUUGCCCGGAAAGCAUUUGGCCCACAACAGAACGAUCAUGACAUGUACAAUGAUUGAUGAUUGAAUCCCCUUACGACUUGGCUCCUCGUCUACUUGUAUGCCGAAUCGUUCGAUGCCAUACAGGGAGGUGAUUUUGGCGCUUUUUUUAUUUCAAAGAUUAUAGGAACCUUCUUGCUUGAAAGGUAGUGACCACUUGCCUGAACCCCAGGAGGGGUCCGAUCCACCACAAAUCACAAUGCGAGUUCAUUGGUCUGUCCUAUGUUAGUCCAUGUCAGUUGGCUUGUCCUAGAGUGGUCGUUUGAAAGUAACUUGGCAGGCCUUGGAUACAAAGGUGGAUGACGACGCGCCUAUACCUUUGCAGUGCUGGCUCUGACCCUGGAGAUCAAGGGCCAUUGUAUUAUCGGUAAACCCAUUACAAUACUGCAACCCUGAAGAGCUGUGCCGUCUCGACGAGAGAUUCGAUUACGCAUUGCGAGACAUCACCUGUCUAGUCUUUU